AUGGAUUCGGCCUCGAAAGACCUAGAGAAAGACGGGCCCAACCGCGAAGCAAUCCAAGCAAUCCAAAACCUUGACAGCAGCGGUACCCUGUCGGAAUGUCACUCAGAAACCUCCUCGUCAUGCGCCUCGUCUCAAGAGGUAAUGGAAUAUAUGUCCCGAGUCCGAACGGCGGUGUCCCAACGCGGAUCUAUACUGGAGCGCCACCCAACUGCACUCAGUCGAAUUGCAACACAGCGAAGUCAACAUAUUGAAACCGUGGGAGCCGGUCUGAAUGCACGCGUAUCUCACAUACCCUUACCAGAAUUUGGCGCCGGGAAGCCCUUCCCUCCUCCGUUACCCGAAAAGGAGGAAUACGUGGUGGAAUUUGCAGGACCGGACGACCCCCUGCAUCCCCAGAAUUGGCCCAUGAGGAGGAAGAUUGCAAUGGCAGUGAUGCUUGCAUAUACUACAUUCAAUGCCACUUUCACCAGCAGCAUAUACUCACCUGCAAUUUCCGUCAUAUCACCGGAGUUCCACGUCUCUAACGAGGUUGGGACUUUGGGGCUGUCCUUGUACGUGCUGGGCUUUGCCGUCGGGCCCUGUCUUUGGGCUCCCUUCUCCGAAUUGCGUGGCCGACGACUGCCAAUUCUUAUAUCGGUGUUCGGCUUCACUGUAUUCGAAUUUGCCGUCGCAACGGCGAAGGAUCUUCAGACCAUCAUGAUAUGCCGCUUCUUUGGAGGCUUCUUUGGGGCCUGUCCUGUUGCCGUUGUCGCCGCGGUCUUCUCCGAUAUGUUCAAUAAUCGCAUUCGUGGCCUCGCCAUAACAGUCUUUGCCAUGACCGUCUUCACCGGUCCUCUCUUCGCCUCGACAGUUGGCGGUUUCAUUGUGCAAAGCUCUUUGGGCUGGCGCUGGACCGAAUAUCUCACUGGCAUCAUGGGUGCCUCAGCUUUGAUAGCGAACAUUUUCUUUCUAGAUGAGACCUACCCACCCGUGGUUCUCAUCGGGAAAGCUGCAGAACUUCGCCGGCGCACCAAGAAUUGGGGAAUUCACGCCAAACAAGAGGAGGUCGAAGUGGACCUCCGAGAAUUGCUUUCGAAGAAUUUCAGUCGUCCUUUCAAGAUCCUCUUCACCGAACCAAUUGUCCUUUCUCUCAGCAUCUAUAUGGCAUUCCUCUAUGGCUUGUUGUAUCUCUUCUUGACAGCCUAUCCGAUCGUGUUCCAGAGGGUCCAUGGAUUUGAGAAAGGCGUCGGCGGUCUCCCUUACCUUGGCCUCAUCGUCGGUGAGUUCAUCGGGGGAACCUUUAUCAUUCUUACCCAGCCCUGGUACAACAGAAAGCUGGACGCAAACGCCGGCAUUCCCAUUCCAGAGUGGCGCCUGCCGCCAGCGAUUGUUGGCAGUUUGGCUUUCUCAGGAGGUUUAUUCUGGUUUGGUUGGUCGGGCUUCACAGCCGACAUUCACUGGAUUGUGCCGACGCUGUCUGGUGGUAUGAUUGGAUUCGGUCUGCUCUGCAUUUUCAUGCAAGCGUUCAACUACAUCGUUGAUGCCUAUCUCCUCUUUGCCGCGUCUGCUUUGGCAGCCAACAGUAUUCUACGGUCCUUGGCUGGUGCAGGGUUUCCUCUUUUUGCGACCUACAUGUUUGAUACCCUAGGUGUCAACUGGGCCAGCACACUGCUCGGCUGCGUCGCAGCUUUACUGACCCCUCUCCCUAUCCUCUUCUAUCUCUAUGGUCCCAGACUCCGGGCCAGAAGCAAAUUCGCGACAGACUAUAUGAUGACGACGCAAAUCCACACUGUCGACGAAUCAAUGGGGUAG
Molecule: messenger RNA, 1791 nt
Organism: Penicillium cinerascens
Lineage: Eukaryota; Fungi; Ascomycota; Eurotiomycetes; Eurotiales; Aspergillaceae
Product: MFS transporter
Exons: 3
Coding region: 1-1791 (596 amino acids)
Biological process (GO): transmembrane transport
Molecular function (GO): transmembrane transporter activity
Source: RefSeq, a predicted model, not a curated record